AUGGCGAGCUCGACCAGGGUCACUGCGGGGGAGGGAUAUAGCUAUGAAUAUAACUAUGGAUCCAACUUUGAAGAUGUGUAUGGAGAUGAUGACUGGGAUUCUGAAAAGGACUGUAACAUUAAUGGCAGACUGGUAGAAUGCCUGUCCAAGCUAGCCGACUUGUUACAGAGACAGUAUGGCAGUUUGCAGCAACAAAAUAAUGACAUUAGCGCAGAAUCUGAAAUGAAACAAGAAGAAGUUAAAGAUAGAAAUCAAAUCAAAGUAGAUGGACCAUCAGAAAUGGAGAAGGGAACUGAAGUUGAGACAUUGAGUACUGCUAAAGAAGAUGAAUGUAUGAUGGAGUUUGUGAAGGAGCAAGUUGUAGGUGAAGAAAAUGAUGGGAAUGAACUGAGCGAGGACAUUAUUUUUGCAAAUGAUCAAGAGGUAGGAAAGAGAACUGAUUUUGAGAAAGGGGAGAAACGUGAAAGGUAUGUCGAGAAAGAUUAUGAACAAGAGCUAGGAUUGAAAACUGAUGAUGAUGAUGAUGAUGAUGAUGAUGACAACGGAUUAAUCAGAAGAGAGAGUAAAAUGGGUGAACUGAAGUAUUAUGAGAAACCUGAUGUAGUUGAAAAGGCUUUAACAGAUGAUGUAAAGAAUACAGAUAAAGAAGGACUUGAUGAUGAUGAUGACCCAAAGUAUGUGGAGAAACAUGGUGUAGAUGAAAAUGCUGUAAUGGAUUAUGUGAAGAAUGCUGAUGAAGGACUUAAUGAUGAACCAAUGGAAAUGGAUAUUUCUAAUCUUAAAGAUACACACAGAGACAUACAUGUGCUAACUGAAGUUGAGAUAAAACAAAGUGCAGAUGAAGAGGUACUAAAAGUUGUAGAGAAUGAAGACAAACAAGGUUCAGACAGAGAAAAUGUUUGUGAGAACACAAAAGAAUGGACAGCUGUAAAAUGGGAAUUUCACAGAGACAAUGAAAAGGUGCAAAGAAAGUUUAUGGCAAAGAAAGUAAAAUGGACACUUCUUCCACACUGCAAAUUAAGAUAUGAUUUUUAUGACUAUUUAGUUAAAGGAUGA
This is a messenger RNA of Lingula anatina, 1056 nucleotides long. Its product is annotated as RNA polymerase-associated protein LEO1-like. The record is from RefSeq and is a predicted model, not a curated record. Lineage: Eukaryota; Metazoa; Brachiopoda; Lingulata; Lingulida; Lingulidae.